UAAGACUGCUCCUUUAAGGGUGAGCAGUAGUUUGAGGAAAUAGGAAGUCAGUCCAGUUUACUGUCUAUGGUAACACUUAGCACAAAGACACACACAAAAAAAAAAAAAAAAAACAAUAGGUUUGUGAAUGAUGGCAGGAAUAAAAGCUCUUGUUGCGUUAUCCUUCAGUGGUGCACUUGGACUGACUUUUCUCCUUUUGGGAUGUGCACUGGAACAUUUUGGAGUGUACUGGCCAAUGUUUGUCCUGAUCUUCUACAUUCUGUCACCUAUCCCAAAUUUAAUAGCCAGGAGGCAUGCGGAUGACACUGAGUCAAGCAAUGCAUGCAGGGAGCUUGCAUACUUCUUAACCACUGGAUUUGUGGUGUCCGCAUAUGGGCUGCCCGUUGUGCUUGCACGAACAUCUGUGAUCCAGUGGGGCGCCUGUGGCCUAGUAUUGGCAGGCAACUGUGUCAUUUUUCUGACCAUUCUGGGUUUCUUCCUGAUAUUCGGAGGUGGAGAUGACUUCAGCUGGGAACAGUGGUAAAACCUAUCCAGAAGAAGAACAAAACUACUUUAUAAACUGCAAAACUUUAAAUCAUUUGGCAUGGCCGUGCUGAUUAACCCAUGCCUUGACAGAGACUGUCAGUUGCUUUCUUUGUUUUAAUCUCAGUUAUGGCUGCUCUGUCUUUCUGCUUCUGUCUUUUCAUUUGCAUUACACCUCGGCAUGUGCAUGGCUCUGGGUAUGCAAUGAUUUGCUGAAAAAUUGGGUUUAAAAUAGUUUAAACAGUAAAAUGUAAAGGGUGAAUCUCAUAAAUCCUGUACAGCACAGUUUGGGUCAUAUUUACUCAAGUUAAAAGCAAAAUAAUCGAUUAUAUUCUGCUUAAAAUGAAGCCAAUUUUAGGAGCAUUUAAGAUUAUUUUUUCCUGUUAUGUUUAUAAUUAAGUGUCUUACCUUCUCACAAUGGAAAAAUAACUUAAUAUAUAUUUAGAUAUCAUUUGAUUAGUGUCUUUAUUAUUAUUAUUAUUAUUAUUAUUAAUAAGAAUUUCUGCAUUUAAAAUAUGUACCUUUUGGUUUUGGGGUGAACUAUCACACAGUACACUGUUUUUGUGAGAUUAAUGCUUAAAGAAUUAAUUGUAUGAACUAGAAAUAAUUUAUGCAAUCCAAUAAAACCAUAAUUAAGAUUAAUAAUUUAAUAAUACAUAAAGGUAAGAGCAUAGUAUGAGCAUUUUUUCUGUCUUUUUUUUUAGCAGCUUUUAUUAAAUUAUUAACAGUCAUAAUUUGCACUUGAUAUAUAGGCCUACCAGUUAUUAAUAAUCUAAUAAUGCCACUGUCACCUUCGAGUUAAAGCGAUGCUUUGUGUUUGCUGUCUGAAGUGUUUUUGUCUUGGUCUUUGCAAUGCCACUAAUGUCAAUUACGGAUUGGACCUGUCAAGCUUUAACCUUCUGUGUACACCACGUUACCAAAGCGGACAUCUUCCUGCUGUUGUGUUCCUUUAUUCCUUGUCUACGUCUUUUGCACGUUUCCAUGUGGGUCUGUAGAAACGGGAAGAAAAUUUUACAAAGCGUGCAGAAUACAGUCAUGAAGAGCCUUUCUAAAUAUUCUGGAAUGUUUAGUUUAGUUACUUUUUAUUUGAAUUGUAUGUGAUCCAUGCAGUGCCGGAAACAUUUUCAUACAACUGACAUAACUCCACAUCAAAGCUUAUGAAACACUAUGACAUGAUAGUUAUGUCACUUAAUAAACAGUAGGCUAUAUAGUAAAUGCAGCGUCUGAGAUCCAGUUUAAAGUCUUAGUUCAGUGGUUGACAGUUUCACUACUUGUGUUAUCAUUAAUAUUUUACAAAGGAUUAUAAGCUUAUAAAUGUAUCCACUAUUUGAAAUCUUUCUGUUUUGUUUCAUCAGAUGUUAGACUGACUUUACAUUGAAUCAUUUGUAUAGGGAUGGUUUCAUGUAUUUUUGUGAUCUUUGACUCUGUUUAAGCACUUUCAAACUAUAUACAUUUGAUUAUAUAAAUUAAAACAUUAGAAUUGUU
Carassius gibelio (silver crucian carp) is the source of this 2007-nucleotide messenger RNA. RefSeq names its product leptin receptor gene-related protein. The record is from RefSeq and is a predicted model, not a curated record. Gene Ontology annotation, cellular component: endosome. NCBI's taxonomy places the organism in Eukaryota, Metazoa, Chordata, Actinopteri, Cypriniformes, Cyprinidae. Bases 128 to 523 code for a protein of 131 amino acids. Gene Ontology annotation, biological process: late endosome to vacuole transport via multivesicular body sorting pathway; negative regulation of growth hormone receptor signaling pathway. The transcript is spliced from 4 exons.